UCUUAACAUGUGCAGAACUAAUCUAAUCGGCAGACGAUCGCACGCGCUCGUGGUCGCCUGCUGUACCAUGUUACCGUGUUUGCCGCCAAUAACGAAUAUACUUUGGAAAUUAAUUAUUUAAUUAAUUAAUUGCUUAAUUAAUGGCAUAGUUGUGAUUGUUUGGGACGUAUGAAGUGAAAGGCAAAGUUUGGAUAAAUGUAAUGAAUUAUUAUUUUUUAAUUAGGAAUCAAGUGACAUUUAUUGGAAAAUAACAUGACUUUAUUAUUUGAUUUAAGAUCUAUAUUACUUUGAUCAAUAUUAUUGUAUGGAGUUUUAAGUCUCAUAACAGAAACGAAGUCAGAAGAAUGAAAAACUAUGUGGUCGUUUUGGUUCAUGCCUUUACCGUUUAUAUAGUGGUCUCAGUUGACCCAGAAGUAGUAACAACAAACGGCCGAAUUCGAGGCUUUGAACAGGCAUCAUACAGUAACAAAAUCGUUUCUACUUUUCUUGGGAUUCCAUUUGCUGCGCCACCUAUCGGAGAUUUAAGAUUCAAACGACCAGAACCGUUACAAAACUGGUCAGAUACGAAAGACUGUAAAGUGCUUCCAAAUUCAUGUCCACAAAUUAAGUUCCACACAUUUAACAAUACUGCUGGUCAAAUUGGCGAAGAAAUGUGGAAUUAUAAUACAAAUAUUAGCGAAGAUUGUCUUUAUUUAAAUAUAUGGAAACCAAAAACAACUUCAGGGAACAAAUUGACAACUCUUGUAUGGAUAUUUGGUGGCGGCUAUAUUUAUGGCACUUCAACUCUUGACCUUUACGACGGAACUUAUUUAUCAGCAUACGCCGAUGUGAUUAUUGCAUCUAUAAAUUACAGAGUCGGUCCAUACGGGUUCUUAUAUAUGGGUAAUUCUGAAGCGCCUGGGAAUGCAGGACUUAUGGACCAGGCUGUUGCCCUAGAAUGGAUAUAUAAUAAUAUAGACUCUUUUGGUGGCAGCAAAGAUUCUAUAACUAUUUUUGGUGAAAGCGCAGGAGCUGCAAGCGUCUCUUAUUUAAUGGCGUCAGAUUUAUCAAAGAACUAUUUUCAACGUGCAAUUUUACAGAGUGCUUCGUUACUUUCGACAUGGGCAUAUCAAACACCAGACGUUGCAAUGAAAUACGCUCAACUUUUAGCGGAUGAAGUUUCAUGUGGAGGUAAAUCUGCUUCAGAAACUGUUCAAUGUUUACGACGGGCCUCAACAGACGAUUUAACUAAUAAAGCAUGGAAUCUUCCCAUGACGCAUGUGCAAUGGCCUUUUGCACCUACGCUAGAUAAUUAUUUUAUUCACAAGAGUCCAACAGAGAUUAUGAAAACUGAUUAUUUUGCAAAUAAAGACAUUUUAUUUGGUUUCAAUAGAGAUGAAGGCAGUUUUUUCCUUUUAUACUAUUUAAUAGACAAAAUGAAUUAUCCUACAAGUAGAAAUAUGAGUCGGAGUGAUUUUGUAGAGGAGAUUCCAUAUAUAGUAUCACUCGAUGGAUUGUCUCUUAUUAAUGGAGACAAAGACAGAUUACUUUUUGAUGCAAUUUUGUUAUAUUACAAUGCCUGGAGUAAUGCAACUACGUCACAAUACUACUUUGACGUCUUAGACGAUAUAGCGGGAGAUUUUAAUUUCAAAUGUCCAGUAGCAGAAAUGGCCGAUCUUCUUAGCCGUUACCCUAACAGAAACGGGACACUUUAUGGUUACUUCUUUGACCAGUUAACCUCAGCACGUGAUUGGCCGGAGUGGUCCGGUGUUUUACAUGGGGAUGAAGUAGAAUAUGUAUUCGGAGUGCCUUUAAAAUUAAUCAACCGUAAAUAUAGCAGCAAUGAACAGUUUUUGUGUAGAAAUAUGAUGGAUUAUUGGACAGAUUUUGCAAAAACUGGUCAUCCGGAAGUUCAAAAAUGGAAGCAGUUUACUUCAGAUAACCACCAAUACGCUUUAUUGCAAGGUGGGAGAGAAAUUGCUAUGGAAACCAUAGACCUAACUAGAACGUGUCUGUUCUGGUCACAGUAUAUACCACGGUUAAAAAAUACAUCCACUACACUGAACACCUGUGUCAACAAUGGAAGCAGACUGCACGUAUCUAUGCACAUGUUAGCAGUAACCUUGACCUUUAUGUGGAUGUAUUCACGUUUAUGGCAAUGAUGAACCUUUAAAGAUAGCUACCUCAAAACUAAUGAAAAUAAUUCCAUCGAAGUGCAUUCCUCAUGAAACAUCCAUUACAAGUGCCUAACAAUGCAAAUCUAUAUGUAAAAUAGCAGCGUGCAAUAUGAAGCUAAAAAAAUACACAUGUGUCACGUGAUAUGCCACGUGUCGUAUGUGAAAAAGGUUUUCCCCAGUUACAUAUAGCAACGAGAACAACAACGAAUAUCAACAAAUUCGUUUUUAACAGUAGCUUUCCUGUAGCAUGUAUAGUUCCAUGAAGUUUAUAAAAUAUCAUUUUUGUGAAAUCGUUUGAUCAUUGAUACUUGGAACAGUAUAUCUAUGUUCCGGACCAUAUGAGUAUUUGGACCAUACGCGUAUGGUCAUGACCGUAUGCGUAUACUCAUAUGGUCCGACCAUACGCGUAUGGUCCGACCGUACGCGUAUGGUCGGACCAUAUGAGUAUAUACUCGUUUGGUUACA
Molecule: messenger RNA, 2621 nt
Organism: Mytilus trossulus (common blue mussel)
Lineage: Eukaryota; Metazoa; Mollusca; Bivalvia; Mytilida; Mytilidae
Product: cholinesterase 2-like
Exons: 5
Coding region: 345-2141 (598 amino acids)
Biological process (GO): acetylcholine catabolic process; choline metabolic process
Cellular component (GO): plasma membrane
Molecular function (GO): acetylcholinesterase activity
Source: RefSeq, a predicted model, not a curated record